This is a messenger RNA of Cylindrotheca closterium, 1017 nucleotides long. The record is from the annotation of a GenBank genome assembly. NCBI's taxonomy places the organism in Eukaryota, Bacillariophyta, Bacillariophyceae, Bacillariales, Bacillariaceae.
AUGCCAUCGCUAGGACAGUCUCGCCCAAACAUCCGUAGUCGGAGCAAUAGCCCGAACAGAGACGUCGUCAGUGCUCCUAUAAAGGUAUUUUUCACUUUGAUUCUCCUUGCUGCGUACUGUUUGAGUGAUUUUGUGGGAGAUAUGAUCGAACGAUCAUUGCAAGAGGACGACAUGCCAAUGACCACAAAAUCAUUCAGAGAAAAUGGUGCCGGGAUGUCUACUGGAGCAGAAGAUUUUGAAAGAAUCAUCAAACAAAAGAACGGCAAUUGGAGUGAAACAGAAAUCGUGACUUACAUGACUGCUCACCCACAACGAAACUAUUUCUCCCAUCUCUUUGCUUAUGGAGGAUUUCGACGAGGAAUUGAAAUUGGGGUACAAGAUGGGCGCUUCUCCGAGGUCUUCAUGCAGCAGAAUUCAAAGCUGAUGAACGACCAAUGGACUUGGGUUCUGGUGGAACCAAACCCUACCAAGUACUUGAAUAGACGCUUAGGUCUGGCUGGCAAGCAAAGCAAGUGGGCUGGACAAGGCUAUUUGGAGAACUGUACGGUGAACCUCCAGAAGACUAUUUCAACCAAUCCUGCAUUACUGGACCAGUACCCCGAUGGCUACUUUGACUUUGUCUACCUCGACGCAUCUCAUACCUACGAUGCUGUAAGAGCCGAGCUUCCUCUUUGGUGGAAGAAGGUUAGAUCCGGUGGGAUCAUCAGUGGACAUGACUACUGCAACUACGGGGAGCCAGGUCAGUCUUGCAAUGGGUGCAAACUAAUUCCUCAAUGCCAAGACUACACCGGAUGGGGUGUGGAAUCAGCAGUAUUCAAAACUGGACGGUCAUCCAACCAAAAUGGAGUUGUCAGGGCAGUACAAGACUGGAUGGUUCAGGAAUCGGGGAAUCCAUUUUUGACUGUACGACACACAAUCGAAGACUUUACGCAAGAAAGUUUAACCAAGGAUGGUUUUGAUUUUGGCAUGGUGCUGCGAAGGGAUCGGAACCCUUCCUGGUAUAUUUAUAAGCCAUAA